AUGACCGACGUCGACACUUCAGGCGGCUCUGAGCCCCUUGAUCUCAUUGGUCUUUCUCUCAACGAGAACGUUUUCGUCAAGCUCCGUGGAGGACGAGAGCUUUAUGGACUUUUGCAUGCCUACGAUAUCCACUGCAGUAUGGUGCUUGGAAACGUAGAGGAAACAGUCUUCGAGUACGUGGAGGGCAGUCCAAAACUGGAGGCCCGAAAGAAGAAGAGCGAAAUGCUUUUUGUUCGAGGAGACUCGGUCAUUCUGGUCACCUCUAACCCCCCGAAGCGACCUUAG
This is a messenger RNA of Yarrowia lipolytica CLIB122, 285 nucleotides long. RefSeq lists its product as uncharacterized. Gene Ontology annotation, molecular function: RNA binding. The record is from RefSeq and is a predicted model, not a curated record. NCBI's taxonomy places the organism in Eukaryota, Fungi, Ascomycota, Dipodascomycetes, Dipodascales. Gene Ontology annotation, biological process: mRNA splicing, via spliceosome; P-body assembly. Gene Ontology annotation, cellular component: P-body; catalytic step 2 spliceosome; U4/U6 x U5 tri-snRNP complex.